Molecule: messenger RNA, 2602 nt
Organism: Drosophila eugracilis
Lineage: Eukaryota; Metazoa; Arthropoda; Insecta; Diptera; Drosophilidae
Gene: byn
Product: T-related protein
Exons: 7
Coding region: 343-2415 (690 amino acids)
Biological process (GO): heart morphogenesis; cell fate specification; mesoderm formation
Cellular component (GO): nucleus
Molecular function (GO): RNA polymerase II cis-regulatory region sequence-specific DNA binding; DNA-binding transcription factor activity, RNA polymerase II-specific
Source: RefSeq, a predicted model, not a curated record
GAUCAUUAGCUCGGGAACGGUGGCAACGCAAACAACACACGAUCGUCGGCAGCGCACAGCUCGAAACUCGAAACUCGCCUCGAAUCGAAUAUCUUGAAAACCUGAAAAAUCAGGCACGCGGUUCGCGGCUGUAUCUAUCUUCCAUCAUCUGAUCCAUUCAAUAGAAAUCCUCAACGUGAUCCUAAUUUAAGUGAGCCUUAAGUGUUAUCCAAGUUCGUGAUUUGGGUUUAUUCCAAAUUAAACUUCAAAUUCAAUACUGACUCAUCUGUAAACGGAGUUUUUCCACUGGAUUAUAUCGAGAACGCCGAAUUACGGCGCGGAUCAGUUUUUCAAAUAUCUGACAUGACCACAUCGCACAUCUUGUCCGCCGUGGAUCCAACAACCGGACUCAGUGGCAAUGUGUCGGGAGGAGGUGGUGGCACUGGUGGCAGUGGUUCACCGCAGCAUGUGACCCACAAUGGACAUGGUCAUGGAUUGGGAGGCGUGGUGGCGGUGACAACGGGCGGUGCUAGCAUAUCUGGUAAUGGUGGCCAUCGAGUGGUCGGCGGAGCAGGCAGUCCCAACGAACUGGAUCGUAAUCUGCGCAUCUCAUUGGACGAUCGAGAACUUUGGCUGCGAUUCCAGAAUCUCACCAACGAGAUGAUCGUCACCAAGAACGGCAGGCGCAUGUUCCCCGUUGUGAAGAUCAGUGCCUCGGGCCUGGAUCCCGCCGCCAUGUACACCGUCCUCCUGGAGUUCGUACAAAUCGAUUCACAUCGCUGGAAGUACGUCAACGGUGAAUGGGUUCCUGGUGGCAAAGCGGAGGUUCCCCCGUCAAACCCCAUCUACGUACAUCCCGAGUCUCCCAAUUUUGGGGCCCACUGGAUGAAGGAGCCCAUCUCGUUCGCCAAAGUAAAGCUAACCAAUAAGACCAAUGGCAAUGGACAGAUAAUGCUAAACUCCUUGCACAAGUAUGAGCCACGUGUCCAUUUAGUUCGUGUGGGCUCCGAGCAGCGACAUGUGGUUACAUAUCCAUUUCCGGAAACCCAGUUUAUUGCAGUGACGGCCUAUCAAAACGAAGAGGUGACCUCGCUGAAAAUCAAGUAUAAUCCAUUUGCAAAGGCCUUUCUCGAUGCCAAAGAGCGACCGGAUACGCUAUAUCCACACGACACCCAUUACGGCUGGCUGAUCCCUCCGCCCACACAUUACACGGCUGCAGCUGCUGCUGUGGCUGCUCCACCGCUGUCUAUCGCCCAGAGUCACGGAUUGGUGGCUUCCUGUCCCAGUGUUUCGUCAGCUGGAUCUGUGGGUUCCUCCACAGGCGUCACAUGCGAUCGCUACGGAAGAUCCCUAUCCGGACGCAGUGCCGCGUCCACUCGCACAACACCGUACAGUCGGCCCAGGGUAGUAUCCGGAUCAGGAUCAAAUGGAAGUGCCGGCAAUGCUUCAUCCACGUCGCCCCAACCUCCGUCGGCCCCGCAGACACCGACCAGCCUGCACUCCUCGUCUACUGGAUCCGUUAGCACCAGUGUAAGCAGCUCUAGUACCGGCGGUAUCGGAGCAGCAGCAAGUGCCGGAUGCUUCAGCAGUUCCUAUGCCCAGUCCGGUUUUAUGCCGGUCGAAGCCAGUCCCACGGCCUCCGUAUUCUCGUAUCCAAGCAGCUGGCAGAGCAACGGCAAUUACUGGAACGCCACCAGUGUACCGGGUCCAAUGCCCAUGAACGUGUGCAGUGGCCGCAAUAUCUCCUCCCACAACUCGCCGUCGCCCACGAACGGAUCCCCGAGCUAUACGACUUCCUCGCCCAGCUACACCAUCCACCACCUGACGCCGCACAGUCACCAGUACAACAUGGCACAAACAGACAUCUACGGAACCGGAGUGGCUGUUGGGGGCGGGGCCGGAACAUCGGGAUCCCCUCAAGCUGCAUACGGAGCAGCUGCUCACCAGGUGUACCAUCCAACGCCCACCUCGCCCACUCACCAGCUGUACACAAAUGCUGUUCUAAAUGCGCCCUCGGCCCUGAGUUAUCCCGCCAGUGGUUGGCAUAACGGAUCUGGGGCAGAGUAUGGACUAUACCAGAACGCGGCCGCUGCUUACUAUCAGCCGGAGUACAUUCCACUGGAGAUCGGCUAUACCACUCAUCCGUUGGAACCUGUGGAAGUAUCGAAGUCGCUGGACGAUCCACAGGCCGCCAUGUACAAGCCAAGCGACGAGCAGGGCUCGGUCAUUACUCUGGAGUGUGCCAGUUCCUCCCUUAAGAGCUCUCACGAUGGCAUAAAGAUCGAGUCCUCAUCUCUGGAGCACUCUGUGGACCGGAGCACUGUUACCGGUGGAGCUGCAGUGGUCUCAGUGCCCACUGCUGUGGUAAAUGGUACCCCGGGCGUAAGUGCCGACACCUGGACACCUCUCACUCCGCCCCAGAGCACGCUGCAGUGAUCGGAUAGCACGGAUAAACCCCCAGCCUUUAGACGCAUGACCCCAUGGAAUGUUCGAUCGAAUUAGAUGUAAUCUCCCUAUGUUAGUAAAGUUAUUAGUAAAGCACGUCAAAUCGCAAUCGCACACAAUGUAGAAUUAUAUAUAUGCUGUAAAACACUCUCCUAUAAAGACGUAAUCGAUGUACACA